CCCGUGACGCGCCCAAAGGCGCACUAUAUGUGUCUCGCUGCAAACUGACAGCAGUUUAGUCUGCCUUCACUUCAGAAUGAAGCCGUGUAUGCUGCUCGCGCUCCUGCUGUUCUCUCUCGUCUGUCUGAUGUACCAAGCGUCAGACGCGUGUUCGUGCGCGAUGUCUCAUCCACAGGACGCGUACUGCCACUCCGACAUCGUGAUCAGAGCUAAAGUGGUGGGGAAGAAGCUGCUGGACGACGGUCCGUUCGGGACCCUGCGCUACACGGUCAAACAGAUGAAGAUGUACAAAGGCUUCGAUAAGAUCCAGCACGUGCAGUACGUCUACACGGACGAGUCCGAGAGCAUGUGUGGAGUCAAGCUGGACAUCAACAAAUACCAGUACCUGAUCACAGGCCGCGUUCACGACGGGAAGCUGUACACAGGGCUGUGUAACUUCAACGAGCGAUGGGAGCGUCUGUCUCUGGCGCAGAAGAAGGGCAUCAAUCACCGCUAUCAGCUGGGCUGUAACUGCAGGAUCAAGCCGUGCUACUCUCUGCCCUGCUUCGUCACGUCCAAGAACGAGUGUCUGUGGACGGACAUGCUGUCACACUUCGGCUUCCCCGGCUAUCAGUCCCGAAACUACGCCUGCGUCCAGCAGAAGGAGGGCUACUGCAGCUGGUACCGAGGCAUGAGCGCUCGCGACAAGCUCAACAUCAACACCACCGACCCGUGAGACCAGCCUUAGACCAGCGCACCACCGGCCAGACUCUCUUCUGCUCACCAGACCUGCAUUUAUUGGAUCUUAAAUACAGUAAAAUCUGGAAUAAUUGUGAAAUAUUUUUACUUUUAAAACAACUGUUCUCUGUGUGAAUAUCUGCUACAUUUGAAUUUAUUUCUGUGAUGCGCCGCUCAAUUACUCCAGGCUGAUUUACUUACAUUAUGAAUGUCUUUAUAAUCAUUUUGAAGCAUUAUAGAAGAAGCUUUCGGAAUUCCAGAGCGUGUAAUGUUACAAAAGCUUUUUAUUUCAGAUAAAUGUUAAAUCGGCAAAGAAUCUAAAAAAAUAAAUAAAAAAAAAGCACUUAACUGUUUUAAAAAAAAAUGUUGCAUGAAGAUCAUGUGACACUGAAGACUGGAGGAAUGAUGCUGAAAAUACAGCGGAUCAUCACAGAAAUAAAUUACAUUUUAACACAGAUUCACACAGAAAACAGAUGAUUUAACAGUAAAAAUAUUUAACAAUUUUUCUGCAGUAUUUAGUAUUAAAUAAAUGCAAGCUCGCUGAGCAGAAGAGACUUGUUUCUGUUCAGAAGCGUUUGACCGCUGGUGUACAUCCUGGAGCCGUCCUCAUUAACCAGAUUAAACAUGAAGUAAUUUAUGAACGCAAUAAACCCUGCUCUUUUAUAGUGAUGUACUGCUUUUUAAACAUGAUUUGAUCAAUAUGAUACCUGCUGUUGUAUAUGUGCGUGUGCCAGAUUUAUACUGUUCAGUAUCUAUUUAUGAUCGUGCCCAAUCAGAAACUCUUCUUUUCCUUCUCGCUGUUUAUGAUAUAAGCUAUGAAAUUGUGAUUUAGUAUUUUUGUAUUCCUUUAAAGCAAAGAUUAUAAAGGCGUCUUUUCUAGAUGUGUGUGUUUAAAGUGUUUCUGACGGGGAAGUCAGGUCCGGAUGUGAAUCAGAUCGCUGUUCUCUCUUGAUUUCUGCUCCGUUCUGAACCGUUUAUAUAACAUGUACAUAUUCUGUCUGUAACACAAACAUCCCGUCUGACUCUCACCGAAGAGACUCGCGUGAGUGUGUGUGUGUGUGUGUGUGUGAGAAAGAUGACCAUUUUUCAAUCGAUUCGAAUCGAUUUUUAAUUUCUUUGUUUUAUAUUUUUAUAAUAAACUUUGGGAAACGGC
Molecule: messenger RNA, 1870 nt
Organism: Carassius auratus (goldfish)
Lineage: Eukaryota; Metazoa; Chordata; Actinopteri; Cypriniformes; Cyprinidae
Product: metalloproteinase inhibitor 3
Exons: 5
Coding region: 77-715 (212 amino acids)
Biological process (GO): response to hormone; negative regulation of endopeptidase activity; response to cytokine
Cellular component (GO): extracellular matrix
Molecular function (GO): metalloendopeptidase inhibitor activity; protease binding
Source: RefSeq, a predicted model, not a curated record